AUGUCGGCAGGAUCUUGGCAGUCGGCUGUUUCGAGCACAUCACCAAAGCUGGCGAGCGCAAUGGAGGUCGCCAUGGCCGCUGGCGCCGAAGUUAGCCGCGUGAGCCGACGCAUCUUGCAGAAGAUAUGGGAUCCAGAGCCCGUCAAUGACAGUAAUCAGCCUGUGUGGUGUCUGGGUCGCUCCUACAUAGCAAACAAGAAGUUCUCGACAAAAGCGCCGCCGCAGUCCUAUUCCUCUUCCUCGUCCGUAACAUCAUCAUUGAUCCUAUCCAGCAUCCCUCCUGCCGACACCGCCGUAUCCACAUCUUCGGCGCCAGUUCCUACUGCUGUCCCCGGCACCAACAGCGGCCAUUCGCAACAGCAAACUCCCGAGACCCCCGCGGAUUUGAGUGCGAGUAGUGUGGAAUCGGCGCUUGCCUACGGGGACGCAGAUGGUACUACCGACGGCGGCUGGCCGCCGGCUUUCCUGGACGACUUCGAGUCGCGGAUAUGGAUGACAUACCGGACGGGUUUCGAACUGAUCCCGCGCUCGACAGAUCCGCGGGCCACGUCGGCGCUGUCGUUUAGCAUGCGUCUAAAGACAUCCUUCGGGGCGGACCAGGCAGGUUUCUCCUCUGACACUGGUUGGGGGUGCAUGAUCCGAUCUGGACAGAGCCUCCUGGCUAACGCAUUGUUGAUCUCGCGUUUGGGCCGUGAGUGGAGACGAGGUCAAAACCCGAAAGCCGAGCGUGAGAUUCUCUCGCUGUUCGCCGACGACCCAAGGGCCCCCUAUUCCUUACAUAAUUUUGUCAAACACGGGGCGGAGGCGUGUGGUAAGUUCCCGGGGGAGUGGUUUGGUCCGUCGGCGACGGCACGUUGCAUUCAGGCCUUGGCCAACAAGCAUGAGAGUGAACUGCGGGUGUACUCUACCGGUGAUCUACCCGAUGUGUACGAGGACAGCUUUAUGGCGAUUGCCAACCCUGACGGCCAGCAUUUCCAUCCUACCCUUGUCUUGGUAUGCACGAGAUUGGGAAUUGAUAAAAUCAACAAGGUCUAUGAACAGGCCUUGAUUUCUACCCUCCAGAUGGAGCAGUCCAUCGGCAUUGCAGGUGGUCGUCCUUCUCAAUCUCACUACUUCAUUGGCGUUCAGGACCAGUGGCUGUUCUAUCUCGAUCCUCAUUACCCCAGACCCAUGCUUCCGUAUCGUGAAAACCCUGAAGACUAUACCCAAGAAGAGGUAGAUUCAUGUCAUACUCGACGCCUGCGACAUCUUCACGUCGAAGACCUGGAUCCUAGCAUGUUAAUCGGCUUCCUGAUUAAGGAUGAAGAUGACUGGGAUACGUGGAAGAGCGCAGUGAAGCAUGUUCAGGGUAAGGCCAUCAUCACUGUCUCUCCACAUGAUCCCGCGCUCGGUGGCACCGGGUCUGGUCGGGCUGAAGCCAUCGAUGAGGUGGAGACUUUGAGCGAUGACGACAACGACGAUGGUGAUACCGUGCUUCAGGCAUGA
Thermochaetoides thermophila DSM 1495 is the source of this 1485-nucleotide messenger RNA. Its product is annotated as cysteine protease-like protein. Gene Ontology annotation, molecular function: protein-phosphatidylethanolamide deconjugating activity. The transcript has 4 exons. The coding region runs from base 1 to 1485 and encodes 494 amino acids. The record is from RefSeq and is a predicted model, not a curated record. Lineage: Eukaryota; Fungi; Ascomycota; Sordariomycetes; Sordariales; Chaetomiaceae.